AUGUCACCAGCGUGCAAAUCCACCAAACAGCGAGCUUCAAAAAGUGAAAAGCAAUUAGCAGCUGCCUACAAUAUGGGUAAAAAUGAAAUUCAUAAAAUUUCUACGAAGAAGACAGUUGAGAAAAGAGCUCAUAUUGAUAAUGAAGAUUGGACGUCCUAUGAAUUAGGAAUUCUUUUCGAUUGUCUCAACAAGUAUGAAUUUGAUUGUUGGCCGCUAUAUUUAGAAAAAAAUUUGUCAAGCCGAUCAUUAAUCGAAAUCCAUACAAAAUUAAAAGAAUUAAGAGAAAUGGCGCAAGAACGUCGAUUCUUUCGCAAUAAAACACAAAAUAAAAUAUGGUCGGAAAAUGUUGAACAAUCACCAACAAAAUCGGAUGAAAAAAAAAAAUGGAUUGAUGCUUUGCAAGCAAUACAAUUCGAAAAGCGUGAAAUUUCUGAUGAAACAAUGAAUGCUUUAGCUGAAUAUUUGUCUAAUGAAAUUUCUUAUCGACCGAUUUCUACAUCGCGAAAGCUUUUAAAACUUUGCGAUAGUGCGAGUUCAAUGAGAAAAAAUAUCGGUAUUAUAGAUUUUUCAAUUUUCUAUCGAAUUUUACAAAAUUUAUUAUUGCAAAAGCGAUUUAUUGAACCGAAAAGUAACGAGGCUGCUUUAAUUGUGCAAAUACUUGAAGAAAUUGAAAAGGAAAUAGAUGAUGACAAAUAUGAAAAUAUCCGUCGCAUUUUGUUAGGAAUGUUCAGAGAUUUAGAGCUUAAAAAAUUGGAUGAUUAUGAAGCUUAUAAUAUACGCAAUCUUAAUGAUGCUGUUAUGCUACAUCUCAAUCCGCUUAAUUUAUCGUCUGAUAUGCUCGCUUCUGGUAAAUUUUCUAUAUUUCCUGGACCAGUGUAA
Molecule: messenger RNA, 879 nt
Organism: Dracunculus medinensis (Guinea worm)
Lineage: Eukaryota; Metazoa; Nematoda; Chromadorea; Rhabditida; Dracunculidae
Source: the annotation of a GenBank genome assembly